This is a messenger RNA of Phoenix dactylifera (date palm), 1564 nucleotides long. NCBI's taxonomy places the organism in Eukaryota, Viridiplantae, Streptophyta, Magnoliopsida, Arecales, Arecaceae. The record is from RefSeq and is a predicted model, not a curated record.
GAGAGAAACGGGAGAUAGGGUUUGGGAUCCGGCCGCAUCGAUGCUGCGCGCCGACGGCCACGUCCCUCCGGACGGCGGCGCCGAGACGCUUCAGCCAGAGGCGAAGGUCCUCUUCGGGAAGUACCAGGUGGGCCGCCUCCUCGGCCGCGGCGCCUUCGCCAAGGUCUACCGCGCUCGCAACGUCUUCACCCGCCAGAGCGUGGCUAUCAAGUGCAUCAGCAAGCACGAGGUCCUCCGCUGCGGCCUCUCCAGCAACAUCCGCCGCGAGAUCGCCGCCAUGCGCCGCCUCCACCACCCCCACAUCAUCCGCCUCUACGAGGUCCUCGCCUCCCGCUCCAAGAUCUACUUCGUUCUCGAGUUCGCCAAGGGCGGCGAACUCUUCGCCCACGUCGCCAACCGCGGCCGCCUCCCCGAGGAUGCCGCCCGCUGCCUCUUCCACCAACUCGUCUCCGCCAUCGCCUUCUGCCACGCCCGCGGCGUCUUUCACCGCGACCUCAAGCCCGAGAACCUCCUUCUCGGCGACCAGGGCGACCUCAAAAUCUCCGAUUUCGACCUCAGCGCCGUCGUCUCCCCCGCCGCCGGCGACCGCCUCGUCCAGACCCUCUGUGGCACGCCGGCGUACGUAGCGCCGGAGGUCCUAUCCAGGAGGGUCUACGACGGCGCCAAGGCCGACAUUUGGUCCUGCGGCGUGAUCCUCUUCGUCCUCACCGCCGGCUAUCUCCCCUUCAACCAUCCCAAUUUGAUGAACCUCUACCGCAAGAUCUGCCGCGGCGACUACCGGUGCCCAAGGUGGACCUCGCCGGAGCUUCGUCGACUCCUCUCCCGCCUCCUCGACCCAAAUCCCGAGACCCGGACCACCGUCGAGGGCAUCGUCGCCGACCCCUGGUUCCGAGUGGAACUCGACGAGAACUGGUUCUUGGCCAUGGUGCGGUUCCGCGAGGGCCUCGAAGACGUUGAGGAGGAGCGGGAGCUCAACGCCUUCGACAUUAUCUCCUUCUCGACCGAGUUCGACAUCUCCGGGCUCUUCGACGCGGCAGUGCACCGGGAACGGUUCGUGUCUGGAGAACCGUCGGAGGCGAUCCUCGGCAGGGUCGAGGAGGUGUGCCGGGCGGAGGGGCUGGUGGUGCGGCGGAGGAAGGGCAAGCCUGGUUGGGCCGGCAGUGGGGCGGCCGUCGAGGACCAGACCGGUAAUCUUGUGGUCUGGGUCAAGGUUCACCGGUUGAACCGGAAGUUGGUGAUGGUCGAGGUCGAGAUCGGGGGCGAGGCGGAAGGUAACGGGGAGUUUUGGAGGGAGAAGCUCCGGUCGGUUCUGAAGGGUGGGUCGGUUACUGAACCGGCGACUCCGGUUUCGUGUUAGUCGGGCUGCACGUCGGACCGGUUUUCGUGGAUUGACACGUGAGACGGAACUUAUUCGAAUUAGCUGGGCGGGGAAAUUAAUUACGGCGGUAUGAGUAUUAAUUUGAUUCUACGGAUAGAAUUAGAAGUUUUUUUUUGGCUUGAUGUGGAAUAGGAGGAACUAUUGUUUCUCGGAUAACUUAAUUUAAAGUUAGUGUUUUUUGUUACC